CCUUAGAAGAUCCAGAUGGACUUAGAUUCCAUUUACCGGUUCAUCGAGGAAACGCACAUCUUCGGGACGCAGCCGUCGGCGGGUAAAGCGCCCGGCGAUGGAGAUGCGGGGGCCCCUGGCGCGGCGCCCCGGGACCCCCGCCGGUCCCGCCGGCCCCCUGGGGGGCUGCAGCCCCACGCCGCGCCCAGCGCCCGCGCGCGCGCCGCCGAGUGGGACAUCUGCGCGGAGCUUCGCCUGCGGGAGCUGGAGGCCGCCCAGGCCCGGGCUGCGCAGCUGGAGCAGACGAUGCGCUGGUGGUCGGACUGCACGGCCACGUGGAGGGAGAAGUGGAGCAAGGCGCGCGCCGAGAGCACCCGCGCCAGGGAGGAGGGGAGGCAGCUCCGCCUGCAGCUGGAGAGGGCGGCCAAGGAGCUGAGCGCGCUGAAGCAGCAGCGGAGUCGGGCCCCCGGGACCGAGGCGCUGGAGGCUGGCGAGGCCCAGGCCCGGGCGCGCCCCGGCUUCCCAGCCGCGUCCUGUGGCGCAGGGGACCCGGCUCAGAUUGGCUCGCAAACGUGUGAGUCUAUCAGAGAGUGUUUGGUAAAAAGAGAAUCCCCUACAAAGGAGAACACACCCAGUGUGGAAGAAGGCUUGAUUCUCCACCCGUUAGGAUUAAAUGAGGAGGUGAAACGCUGCUCGGAUCGUCUUGAUGUAUUCGAGAAGGGCAGUUCCGAAAACUGUGCAGUGAAGCCUGGGCUAAGACAGCACCCAGGGCAUCCGCCUUUGCAAAAUGAAGCACCCAAAAUUUCAGCUUUGCAGGUGCAUUUGGAUGAGUUCCAAAAAAUCUUAAGGCAAGAAAGAGACAUGCGCUCCUCCCUGGAGCGAGAAAUAGAGCGGCUGCAGUCAGCUGUGUCUUCGUGGAAACAGAAGUAUGAAGAACUGAACGCGUCGACGUCCAGAACAAGGAGAGAGCUAGAAAGGUUGCAGGUGGAAAAUGCAUCGGAACGGGACCAGAGGGAAAUACUCGAGACAGAAAAACAAGAACUGGAGAGAGAAAAUAGAAGUCUAAAGGCCCAGGUGAAAGAAAUGGAUGAGCUCCUCAAGGCGAAAAAUAGAUUAAAUGCGAGCUCCCAAGGUCCCGAUUUCAAGACAUCACACAUUGAGCUGCAGGAGAACCACAAGGAACUGCUGGCCCCGCAACACGCCCGCCGCAGACUCAGCGCUGGCCGGCACCAGGCGACAGCAGCAGAGCUGACGCACGCCAGCCACCGCGCCGCCCGGAACGCGGCCGAAGCCGAGACGCUGCGGUCCCGCGUGGAAGGCCUCAGACAGAGGCUCCACCAGAAGCCGGAGCAGCUUGCUGACUCCCUGAAUCAGACCCGAGAGCUCCAGAGAUCUCUGGGUGAACAGAAAGACGCAAAGGAAAACGUGGGAACCGAACUGAGGCAGAACCGACCCAGAGCCGAGAAGUGGCUUUUCGCCGCCGCCUUCUGUCGUGUGCUACACAGCGUGUCUACCCUGGAGCUGACUACUGAGACAGGCAGGCGGGGCUGUUGCCUCUAUUUUCUCAACAUGGACUCUUGUCGAAGCGUCCGGUCCCGGUCCAAGGCAUCCGACUACCCGAAGCCUUCUCCUCGGCAAGGCCCGGAGACACCGAGUAAUGACAGGCGCACGGCCAGCUCCACCGAGCGGACUCCGGCGCCAGCUGCCGGUACCCAGCGCCUGGAGGAGGGGCCCUCGGAAGGGGCCACGCUGCCCCCGUGGCCGCCCCUGAGCCCCGGGCCUCCCGAGGCAGACACGGCCACCGCUGCGCCCUCCUGA
Molossus molossus (Pallas's mastiff bat) is the source of this 1797-nucleotide messenger RNA. RefSeq names its product coiled-coil domain containing 102B (gene CCDC102B). Lineage: Eukaryota; Metazoa; Chordata; Mammalia; Chiroptera; Molossidae. The record is from RefSeq and is a predicted model, not a curated record.